Molecule: messenger RNA, 1222 nt
Organism: Aphanomyces invadans
Lineage: Eukaryota; Oomycota; Saprolegniomycetes; Saprolegniales; Verrucalvaceae
Exons: 6
Coding region: 21-1145 (374 amino acids)
Source: RefSeq, a predicted model, not a curated record
GGUGGCCUUUCAACGUAGCAAUGGAUCGCACGACGGAGAAGCUUCGCUCCAAGCACGUUCGAACCCUCGAGUUGCUGCAGAAGACCCUAGAUGAAAAUGCCGAGAUGAAAGACAAGCUGGCAGGUCUAGCCAAGUGCUCGUUGUCGUCGUCGUCGUUUCAGCUGAGUUUGGGCCAAGGCGUGAGUCUCGCAGACCGUCUCAAGGAGGCCGAGGUCGAGAUUGAAAGGCUGAAAGUGCGGCAUUCCGUUGCCCUGCAACAGCAAGCCGACGCAGCGGCCGAGUCGCUGCGUGCCGCGGAACUUCUCAUCGAGCAGCACAUGCUCGACAAAAAAUUCAACAUGACAUCCAACGUCGAAGUCGCUCAACGUAUACGCCAACAACUAGCAGACAAAGAGGCCGAGCACGAGACGGAGAAACGCCACCUUACCCAGGUCAUCCACACGCUGCAAAACCAGGUGCAGGAGCUCCAGGCAGCGCAGGCAGGGGCAAUCGUGCUGGCCGAAGCCAAGCAGCGCGCUGACGACAAUGCUUCCCGAUCCAUGGAAGCAAAGCGGGUCGCCGAAGUUGAGUGCGUCCGGCUCGCAGACAUGAUUGAAAAGAUGAAGAAGAACGAGUGGGCAUAUGCUAGCCAAGUGGAAUCGCUCAAGGCCCAAACGCUCGUCUUUGAAGCUGAACACACUCUCGUUUAUCAAAAGCUAGAGACUCGCGACCGUCAGAUUGACAUGAUGCAAAAAGAACUCGCGGAAUUGCGACAGAAAACUCAACUGAGCGAGGAGGCUCUACAAGUCGAGCUGCGCAUGGCAGCACACCAGGCCGAGACACUAGCCAAGGCUCAGCAACGCACGAUCGCAGAUGACUCCCGCGCAAGUAACUUGCUGAACAACAACCACAGCAGGGACAGCUUGCACCAGUCCCUCGCGAGAGAAAACCAAGCCCUGCGAGACGAAGUCGCCCAACUCCGCGCCGACCUUCAUAAAGCCAACGCGUCGAAGAGUGGGUUUGCCACCCACGUCGAUCUGAAAAAGGAAAAUUUUCUCCUGCGACAACAAGUCGAAGAAAUGCAAGCGAUCCAGAAAAAAUUUCUUGGGUCGGCAAGGAAAAACAACCUCACCAUGAUGUCGUCGCUGAGCAAUCAGCGAGGUUAAGUGCCCACAAAUUCAGGACAGCAACGACAAUGCUGUCAUGAGUGCGUUCACGUGUACCAAACACCUGUGCAACAUAG